Molecule: messenger RNA, 3474 nt
Organism: Chelmon rostratus (copperband butterflyfish)
Lineage: Eukaryota; Metazoa; Chordata; Actinopteri; Chaetodontiformes; Chaetodontidae
Product: myosin-4-like
Exons: 20
Coding region: 1-3474 (1157 amino acids)
Source: RefSeq, a predicted model, not a curated record
AUGGAUCUCAGUGCCGACUGUGGGACACUCCCCACCCACACCAGUGUAGGAGGUCCUGUGUUGGAACAGGAGCUGUCUCUGUCCAGCACUCGCUGUCAAACAGAAAGUGGAGGCACCAUCUUACUACAGUUGUUGGAAUUUAAAACCCAUCUACUUGAAGCUGUAGAGGAGCUGCAUAUUCGGAGGGAUGCAGAGACACGCUUUGAGGAGCAGAUCAGUAAACUGGUGUUGGAGAAACAGGAGCUGGAGUGGGAGAAGGAAUCCCUCCAACAUCAAAGUGAAACAGUGGCAAACCAGCACACACAGUCACUCAUCAAUGUGAAGAAGCAGUUUCAGGCCAAAAUAAGAAACAUUGAGGAGGAGAAGGGGAAAUACCAGGUCAGUGCUGACUUAAAAGACAAGGAGAUUAACAACUUGAAAGAAGAGCUGAAGUUGCUGCAGUUACUGAAGUACAACUUGGAGAAGAAAUCAAGCGAGCUGGAACAGAAACUAGCUUUGCAGAGCAGGUCAAAGGACACCCACUUGAACCAGUUGGGGGAGGUUGAGAAACGUUUCAGUGCUCUGUCAAGGCAGUGUGCCAUGGUCAAGCAGGGCCACGAGAAACUAGAGCAAAAUGUCGAUGAGGCCAUGAAAAGAAAUGCGAAACUGACUUCUGCAAUUGAAAAACAAGAAGCAAUUAUUGUGUCACUAAAGAAGGAGUUGGAGGAGGUCGGUAACAAGCUGAUCAAGGCCAAGAUGUUAGCAGUUAGACAUGACAAGAGCCAAAGUCCUACAGGCAGAGAGCAGCACAUACAGCAGCUGCACCAGAAGCUGAACAUGGAAACUGAAAUGAAUAAGAAGCUCAUGGAGGAAAAUGUAGCUCUAAGAGCAGAAAAGCAGGAGGUGAUGAGGUCUCUGCAGCAAGCCCAGCAGCUGUUGUUGAGUCAGACACAGACAGUAAGCAGAGUAGAGCUGGAGCUACAGACACAAAGAGAGCAGCACCAGGCCCUUAAGCAGAAACAUGAGGUGAUGCGAGAGAAAAGCAAGGCAACGGAAGACAAGGUGGCCCAACUGAUGGGGAGCUACGCUGCUUCCAAGACCAGCUGGGACAAAGAGAAGGCAGUGUUUCUGGAUCGCAUCAAGAGUGAGCAGCAGGGCCUUCAAGCAGUGAACAAGGCUUACGACGAGCUUCAUCAGAAACACACUGAACUGUCCUCACAGGCCAAAGUGCAGGCUAAGCAUAUAUAUGCAUUGGAGACGAGAGACAGCAGUCAGAGCCUCAGUGUUUCUACCCAACUCUUUCCCACUUUAGUGGAGGAAAUCAGAGGGGAGGAAACUCUUAAUGAACCCGUCUCCAGCUCUGAGCCACCUGGUUUUGGCAGCCUGCAGCACUUAGCAUCCACUGAGACCAAAAAGUCAGACUGUCUGGAGGACACAGGAGCUGUGACUAGGCUGGAUGCCACUGGAACAACUAGAGGCACAUCUGCUGCUUCAAGCCCUGGUCAUAGGUCUGUUGAUGGAUCUGUAGACUUAAAGAGCAAAGGAAAGAGUAGUGAAGGGAAUGGGGAAGUGAGUGAGAAAGAACAUGGACUGAAAGAUGUUGUGAAACGAGUAAAAAACAACAGUGAAGAUGAGGAAAGAAAUGAGGAGCAGCAGUAUAAUAGAGAAGCCCAAAGAAAAGAUAUGAAGGAGGGAGGGAACACUGGAGAAGAGAGAGGAAGGCUCAUGGCCUCAACAGCAGAUAGAGCAGACAGACGAGAGGAUAGCCAGCGGUCAACAGGAGAUGCAGGGGACACCAAACAGCCUGAAACAGAAACAAAAGAUAGUGCAGAGGGAGUUGGGACAGACGGAGUGGAGGAGAGAGGAACGACAGGGCCACACACGCGAGAAACCCAAAUACCAGCCCAGACGACGGCUGACACGACUAUCGAGAAGAGCAGCACACAGCAGGUCAUUGACUGCAUGGAUACUGAGCCACCACUGGCUGCCUGUGAGCCCUCAGACUGCUCUCAGACAGUCGGCGAGAAGGUUGCCGACUCCAGCCAUGUGAACAAAGGGUUUGAGAUUAGGAGAGAAGUACAUAUCUGUUCUGAGGAGCACCAAAGUGUUUGUCAUGGGCCAAACUCUGUCACUCGAAAGGCGCAGCACCUCUGUCAUGAUGAGGCCCAAACCUCUGCUCAAGACUUGGCUCACCAAGUUUCUGAGAAAACCACGGAGGAGAAGCCAUCUGGCACAUCAGCUCCCAACAUCCCCUCUGAACUUUCUGAACCUCUGAAUCAGUCAAGUAUUUGGAGCUCACAGACAAGUAAUGCAGCAUUACCUGCUCAGUCAAAUAACAUUGUCUGUAUCCAAGAGACAACAGCAACACAAGCACAACCUUGUGAUCCUUAUGAUAUUACCAGUGACAUGAAGCAAACAGAUGAAAUGUGUGAUACACAAGUGAGAGAAUAUAGUGUGUUGGUGAGAGCAAUGGUUGAACCACAAGCAUUACCUCAAAGUCAGGAAAUCUCAGAGCAGCAGCAUGGACAGCUGAGGUCUCUGAUAACUGAUGAUGAAGAUGAGGAUUCCUCUGCAUAUAAGCAGGUGGAAGGUCAGUCAAAUGUAGACACACAUGAAAACAAUGAUUGUGAGACUGCCCAAGAACCUGUGGAAGAAUCCAACUUGAAGGAUGUCUGUGCUGAUUUCACAAUGGAUACUGAGGAAACUGAAUCUGAGACCGGCAGCUAUCGGGAGCACGUGAAAAAUGACGAAGUAGAAGAUGAUGGAGAUGCAAAGAGGAUUAAAACUGAUGUCCAUCCAAGUCUUGAGAAUGAGAAUGAUGCUUUGCCAGAGACCAGCAGCAAGAAGUGUUAUGUAGAGUCUCCAGCGAAAGAAAUGCCUCUUGAAGACACUAAUGAAUUGUCUCUGCCCAGCAGCAAGACUUCCAGGUCGUCAUUUGACUGGGGCAGCACUCAGAGAAGAACAGUAGGCACAGAUGUCUCCGUCCUGCAUCACUGUGUUCAGGGAUCCACUGUGUUUGAGCAAAAUACAAGAGGUCCUGGUGGUGAGCAGCCCUCCAGCGCAAUACCCAUGUUCCUCAAAAGCAAACACAACAAAGUCCCCAUGGUGGCGACCAGAGCGUCAGAUCUGUUGAAUGCCUCCAGUUUCUCUGGGACUGCGGCUUCCUCGAGGAGACACCAGCGGGGAGAAUGGACGGAUAUUGGAGAGACAGUAACAGCAGACAUGGAGAGCAGAGCACCUCUGUCCAUCACUUCUUUUCCAGUCUCCACAUCCUCCAUCACAGUCAGCAGACUGUCAUGGCAGACCACCCCAGGGUGUAACAGAGCUCCUACCUCAGCUGCAGGUCCGAGUCGUUCAGAGUCAGACUGGGAACUCCCCUGCUCCCAGGAGAGGGAAGACCAACAGUCAUCAUUCAGAGCCCAGAUCUCUAAAAUCGAACAGUUCCUCAACACAGAGAGGCUCCGUCUGCCCAAAAGACGAAGAACUGACGACUAA